AUGCACCAGUGUUCUAUCUGCUUGAAAAUAUUCCCGCGCCCCAGCGGUUUGAACACACACAUGAAUUCUCACUCGGGAGCUAAACCUUACAAGUGUCCGGUACCAUCGUGCGAUAGACACUUUGCAGUGCGAUCCAAUGCCAAGCGCCAUCUCAAGACACAUGGCAUUAACCCUUCUUUGAUGGAGGGGCCAUCUCAAGGCACAAACUUUAUGGUUGGGUUUGAGGAGCCUCUCGUAAAUCACCAUGUUCACGAUGCCGGCCGGCCACCGACAAGACUCAGGUGGAUCCCGCACAGCCUCGUCACGAGGACGCAACCCGUUACCGAGUGGAUCGGCUCCCAAUCGUCGGGUGGAGACGAUUCGAAAAGCACACGCCCUGUGGUCUCAAUGACGUUACCGGGGGCGCCCUCAUCGUCAUUGAACCAGGCAUCAGCUUAUCGUUACGACAAUAACAAUGAUUAUACUGAUGCGGGUUCUCGUCACUACCACCCCAGUCAGGUCCGUCUUCGCCCCGCUCGGGGGUUAAACCGCGCUGAUUUCUAG
Messenger RNA from Suillus plorans, 543 nucleotides. RefSeq lists its product as uncharacterized. Bases 1 to 543 code for a protein of 180 amino acids. Gene Ontology annotation, molecular function: DNA-binding transcription factor activity; RNA polymerase II cis-regulatory region sequence-specific DNA binding. The transcript is spliced from 2 exons. The record is from RefSeq and is a predicted model, not a curated record. Lineage: Eukaryota; Fungi; Basidiomycota; Agaricomycetes; Boletales; Suillaceae. Gene Ontology annotation, biological process: regulation of transcription by RNA polymerase II.